AUGGCAAAUACACAACCCAAAAUUAAUUUACCAGAAUUGGUGUGGCAACGAUUUGAAAAUCUUUGGAAUGAGGUAAAAAUAUUUCCUGAAGAAGAAAUGGUUUUUGAACGAGUUCUUGAAUCCAGAUUAUUCGAAGAUAAAGAGAUCAAUAAAUUGGUAAAGAAAUUGCAAUUCAAUCUCAGCUUUCUUAUUAUUGAUAGGGAGAGAAUUCACGAUAAAUUCUACUCUGAAUAUAUAAAAUUAGAAAAGGGAAUAGAUGAAUUAAAAAAUGAGAAUAUUGAAAUCAAAACCGAGAAUACGAAGUUAAAAUAUGACAAAGAAGAAGUUGAAACUGAGAAUAUAAAGUUAAAACAGGAUUUAGAUGAAUUUAAAAAAGAACUAGAGUCUAAGAAAAAUCGUAAAUUCCAGGGAAAAUGUAUCCUAAUAGCUCAAGUAUUACUUGGAGAAGAACCUGUAGUUGAAUACCGUCCAUCUUUUAUGGAGGGAUUAGAACUUGAUGCUUUCUUCCAACGCCAUCGAAUCGCACUGGAAGUGCAAGGGGCACAACAUCGGCUCCAUCAUACCAGCUGGUAUAAAGAUGUUAAAAAACUCGAGGAUAUUGUAAAUCGUGAUCGGAAAAAAAGAUGUAUAUGUCAAGAUAACGGAAUUUUCCUACUUGAGGUAUGGUAUGAUGAAAAACCAGAAAUAGUUAUUCCUGAAAGGAUUCAAAAAAUUAAGGGUUUCGUUAAUCAAGCAUUUAAAAUUUUCGACCUAUAA
Molecule: messenger RNA, 756 nt
Organism: Dentiscutata erythropus
Lineage: Eukaryota; Fungi; Glomeromycota; Glomeromycetes; Diversisporales; Gigasporaceae
Source: the annotation of a GenBank genome assembly